AUUACAACGACAUCUUAACCGUCAUUAUUCGCCCAUACGGUUAUACAAAACAUUAAUAGUAUAAGAACAGUUCUUCGGCUUCCCUCGAUCAAAUCUACCCUUAUUUGAAGAAACCGCCACCGCGACCGUCCAAUCGCCACUCGACGUGUAACCUCCAACACAUAGAGGGCCAUUGCCGUUCAUGGCAGCAUUUGCCUUUCCGACAUCCCUCGUAGCGGAGAAUUCAGUGGCCAAACCAUUCGCAGACACAGACAUAACUCCCUCAGGUGCGUUUGCCGGAGGCGUAGGGCCAGGGAAAGCCGAAGAUGAGCAGGAAAGAGAAACGUUUGCUUGUACAUUUCCCCAAUGUUUCCAGAUCUACAGUCGUGUGGAAUACCUCAAGAGACAUCUAAGAAGACAUGAAAACGACAGACCCUUCCCGUGCAAAGAUUGCCGCAAGGCCUUUACUCGAAGCGAUGUUCUCCUACGUCAUCAUCGUCGCUGCCAUCCCAAUCCACCUUCUGCCGAUAUUUCAAGCAGUUCACCAGUAUCUAACAAUGCCCAAGGAAAUAUGCUUGCUUAUUCUUCUAGAAUAGAUGCCCGUGAGGCCUCACCAUCCCGUGAAGGCCCGCGUAAGCCUGGAAGACACAGAACGAGAAAAGAGGAAAGCGUCCUUGCUCAAUUUGAUCCCACUUUAAGGAAUGAUCUUGACGAUAAGGACAAGGGUAGGAACCAUUCUGGUGCUUGCCAUAGCGACGAUACCAUUGGCAAUUAUCCGAACUACUCUCCUCAACUCUUGCCAUCAAGCAGAGGAAAUCGAACCAAUCUCGCUCUAGACGAUUCAAAUCAACUUGAUGAAACUUCGGCUCUUCUUAAUAUGGCAUAUGCUACUGAUAUUGCCAGCAACAACGUACAGCCACGAGAGGGGAGUGGACUACCUUUAUGGGGAGAUGAUCCAGCCGUGAACCUCAUCAUGGCGGCUGCUGCUGGCGGCGAUAAUAAUUCGUCUAAUCAUGGCGGAUCCGAUCCAUCCACUGUUGGAGCUCAACCUCAUUCUAUUGCUUUCACUUCUGGAAACUCUCGUGCAUCGAUUUCCAGCCUUAUCGGUUCUGAAUCAGAGUUAUCGGGCCAAGGGAAUGUCGACUCGACGUUGCCAAAUUUCGGAGGUUUUGAUUCUACCGUCUGGUCAUCGGGAAUAGAAACACAAGGGGGGACAAACGUGGCGGAUGGCGGGUCUGAUAGUUUUAGCUGGACUAUGAUUCAAUCACCCAAGAGCACCCCUCCCCCAGCGACAUCUCAUCACUUACCUUCUAUCACUUACAGUCUGCCAAGUCAUUCGUCUAAUUCUAGUACAAAAUCAAGGUCUCAAAGAAAUGUUCAUUAUCAAAGUCCACAAUGGCAACCGCAAGAUGUUCUUCAAAUCCUCGACCAGAUUGCAAUGUAUGAUGUCCCACAGACAGCCGCUAACCCUAAUCCCGAACGGCCCCUUCUUCGCGUUGCCCACACUGAACUUGCACACCGAGUAGGCAAUGGAAUUGAUCCCAGGAGUCGAUUUUACCUUCCGACCGAUAGGUUCAACGGAGGCUACCAAAUUCCCCAUUGGACGCUUCCACCCCUUCGAACGCUCUCUUUAAUGGCCUGCCGUACGUUCCAUACCGUCCUCAACCACUUCUCGAUUGUCCAUCUUCCGACGUUCCGGCUUAUUGACACCACCCCUUGUUUGGCAUUCGCCAUCUGCACCGUCGGUGGUAUCCGAACGGGAAAGUCUUCUAUUCAUAACCAUCAUCUAUGGGAACCCCCCACAAACAAUGGUCAACCUGAUCCAAGAAAAGUAACGUCUCUUGAUGGGCCAGUCGUACCUGAUCAAAGUUGGGAAAGUCUGUACGAGAAGAAUUGGUAUCACGAAAACGGAUCUGUCCGGGUUAAUGAAGUCCCAAGCUGGAAAAACGCGCCGACUGUGAGGAACGAGAAGAUUCAUAUGCUUGUCAAAUCAUUCUACCUUGCAAGGGGAGUGUCGAUGACAGAGUUUAAUGUGACGUUGCUUCAGGCUUUGAUCUUGUAUCAUACCCCUAAUUUUUUGAGUGAAGAUGAAAGGGAACGAGCGUCGUCCAACAUGUUUACGGGUACAAUUGUCAACGUGUCCCGUCGAAUUGGAUUUUUCGCUCCGGAAAACGAUCACUUCACUCCAAUCAUACGUCUUCCAGAUGAACCCUACACACCUAACGAGCUCGGAAGAUGUUGGAGAGAAUGGAUUCAGCUCGAGAGCAUUCGCCGAACCGCUUAUUUAGUCUACGAGCUUGACACUAUCUCAGCCCUCGAGGCAAAUAUUCCAUGCCUCUUAUCUCCCUAUGAGCUCGCACAUAUUCCUCUACCUGCUCCUGACACGCUGUGGAAGGCACCGGAUGCGGAAACUUGGCUAGAAAGCGUGAAGGGCUUUAGACCAAUGACGCUAGACGAGGCUAUGCGCCGGACUUUCUGUCUUCCUGCCUCCGGCAAAUUCGACCAGAUGCACGAAAAAUCUGAUAAGGAAGCCUUUCAGCUCCUCCGCGGAAGUAAUUACGGUCCAUUUGCUCGUAUUACGUUGAUUAUCACCCUUCUCCGAGGUAUCAUCGAUAUUGGUGAAGGUAAACGUGAUCGAGGGGAUUGGAGAGAUUUGACGGACCUGUGGGUAAGAGAUACCUUUUUUAGACCUGGGAAGAUGAUGUUGGAUCAAGACGGUAUAAACAUGGGGUUAAUAACGAUGAAACGUUUGAAAGACAUGUUCAGGUUGGCCCUGCAAACAUGGAGAGAAGGUUGGGAUUACGAUAGUCUUUGCGUCCCUGCGGCGAUGACGCCUUUGAACAACAGGAGCAUGAUGAGUCAUUCAGAAAGCAGCUGGUCGGAAGGGUCGCUGGAUACUAUUGAGGAAGAAGAGAUGCCCAAGAAGACAGUGAACUAUUGCGAAGAUGCUCUUCCUCUCUAUUGGCUUGCACAAACUCUUCAGAAUCUUCUCGAUUCCAACUCAAGUCAAUCCGCCGGUACAAACAUCUUCAGCAGCUUGCGUUAUAACGAUAUGCUUAAAGCAGCUCGUAGAUUCGCACGAACUGGUGAGGGCUUGCCGAUUGGUGCAAGCAAUUCCUCUAGCUCCUUUAGAAUUAGAAGAGACGAUACAAACCGCCCGGUCGGGCAUACGAAAAUCGAGGCUACUCAUGAUAUCCCCAAAACUCAUCCCAUGUCUCAUCGCAGUACCGCCAGUCUGCCUAUAGGCUCUUACCCUGUUGACAGGAUUAGCGGGUCGGCUCAUAUGAAUGAUGGAUCGUUUGGAGGGUUCAUGCACAUGACAGGGUUAGGUUCGGAAGAGAUAGGGAUGCCCGUUGGGCUGCAGACGAGUGGCUAUGGAUUUGGAUUCAAUUCAGCAUCUGCUGAUGGGUCGAGUUCUGGUGAUGUGCGGUUGGUAUGAGGUGGCAUUGUUAGUGGCAAUGCAGGAAAGGCGAGUACGCGGAUGGCAGACAAUGUAUCUGGCGAAAUAAUCUAUGUUCAUGAAUGUUGGACAGCAGCAUGGACUGGACGAGACGGUGCGCUGAAAAAAGUCUUUAACUUCUCCAGAGAUUUGUAAAUUAGGAGGAACAUCGAUUACGUAUAUUACACUAAUUGUAAAGACAUUUUUGAUACCAUUAUUGAUAUUGAGGGCUGAUGAUCAAUAAGUCAUCCAGUUAAUAAUCCACCUGCCUGGAUCCACUUGCGUUGCUGAACGAAUAAAGCGUCUGGUUUAUAUCCAUUGAGCCUUUGCCACCAUUAAUUAAUUGGCCUUUCCAAAUGGAGCACAUAAACGUGUAUAUCCUGGUAACCUCCAUCAGCCACAAGCGGCCCAUCCAGAAACUACGUGAGACCUAUGGUUGAUUCCGUAUAACUAACGCAAUCCUCGCUAUGAAUCUAUAUGUUUUAUAGUCUAGAUUUUAUAAGAAUCUAGUUUAGGAGGAACUCUUGGCAGUCACAUCUCGUGGCAACAAAAGUGUAAAAAAGUGGAGAAAUAUAGUGGAGGUCGGUGGAGGAUGGUGGAGGAAUAUAGUGGAAGUGGAGGGAGGACGUUCGUUGAGUGACUCAGAGUUCAUAAUCAUGUUAACAAUCUUUUGGUCCUUGGUUCUGAGUAUACCACCUGACUUAUCGGAUAGCUACUACUAUGAGGCUAUGGCCGCAAGCAGCCGAACUGCCAGUAGGUCGACUGAUAUAAGUGGAGUGAGUGCAGGUGGUGCUGGGAAGAAGAGUGGACAACGAAGGGGAAUCGAGUUCGAUUGCGUUCACGAAGAUGGUGACAUACAGAGCAGACAAGCACGAGAAGUUUGAAGGUGGGUGUUGCGUGCUGAUGAUGUACGUAGUUUGCCUUGUGGUUUUGUUGAAUAACUUAAAUCGGGCCUGCUGGUAGUAUCGUUGUUCUUGCAGUGGCUAGAGCCAAUACAAGAUACCUCUUGCCUGGAGUGACUACAGACAUUUACGUACACGAGGUGAUGUUCUUCGUUACCUUCAUCAAUUUUUAGUAAAUGUUAAGGAGCCUUAGAGAUACCAUCCAAUUUUAGCUUUUAUUAUUAUUAAUUCAACGGUUGAGCUCACGCAUCUCACCUUACUCACCCACGGCUGAAUAACCAAAGAUGAAUUGAAGUUUUGUUAGACGACAGAGGUAGAUGACGUUUAAGAGCCAAGAUUCAAGGCUAAGCAAUGUCAAGUUGAGCCGAGUAGUACUAGUAGUGUUUGUGUACCAACGAAGGAGAGCUUGCCUGAAUCCUCUCUAGCAUUUCUUAUUAGAAUUUAAUAAUCGAC
Messenger RNA from Cryptococcus deneoformans JEC21, 4773 nucleotides. RefSeq names its product C2H2 zinc finger protein Zas1A, putative. Gene Ontology annotation, biological process: regulation of transcription by RNA polymerase II; DNA-templated transcription. The coding region runs from base 182 to 3418 and encodes 1078 amino acids. NCBI's taxonomy places the organism in Eukaryota, Fungi, Basidiomycota, Tremellomycetes, Tremellales, Cryptococcaceae. Gene Ontology annotation, molecular function: RNA polymerase II cis-regulatory region sequence-specific DNA binding; zinc ion binding; DNA-binding transcription factor activity, RNA polymerase II-specific. The record is from RefSeq and is a predicted model, not a curated record. The transcript is spliced from 8 exons. Gene Ontology annotation, cellular component: chromatin.